Messenger RNA from Lactuca sativa (garden lettuce), 535 nucleotides. RefSeq names its product non-specific lipid-transfer protein. Gene Ontology annotation, molecular function: lipid binding. NCBI's taxonomy places the organism in Eukaryota, Viridiplantae, Streptophyta, Magnoliopsida, Asterales, Asteraceae. The record is from RefSeq and is a predicted model, not a curated record. Gene Ontology annotation, biological process: lipid transport.
GACUUUGCCACCAAAUUGAUGGAUCUGAUUCGCAUUUUGAUUGGUUUACUAUUGGUGUCAUGGAGGAGUAGUAUGGUGUUUGCUCAUGCGGACCCAUCAUCAUGUGCACGGCUAGCAACCAUGUUGGCACCAUGUGUCGGUUACAUAAGCGGUCAACAGCCAUCAAGGCCAUCAAACUUUUGUUGCUUAUCGGUCAAGAACCUAAAAGGCAUGAUGAAAACAAAGGAUGAUCGUGUGGUUAUAUGCAACUGUGUGAAACAAGCGAUAUCAGUGAUCAAAUUCGAUCCAAAAAGAAUUCCUCUUCUGCCCGAGAAAUGUGAUAUUAAUGACAUACAACUUCCUCCUGUUGAUAAGGACUAUGACUGCGAAAAGACGAAAUUGGUACAUAUGGAGGUGUUAUAAGAGCGUGGAUCAUAGGCAUAAUGUGCACCAAUGUAUUUAUGAAAUUAAGGUUGUAUUUUAAUACUUGUUUGGGUACCAUGAAAUAAAACAAAGGACACUUAGGCACAUAUUUUGUUAAGUGUAUGUCAUAUUC